GAAGUGUGUGCUGGAGGGCGCUGGAAGCGUGGGAACCCAAGCAGGGGACCCACAUGGCUUCCUGGGGUCCCACCGCGGUGCUCUUGGUGGUUCUGCCGCUGGUGCCGGUCCCUGGGCUGGGGGGAGCCGUCGCCGACGACAGCGAUUGGGUGAAGUUGCCUAGUAAAUGCGAAGUCUGCAAGAUUGUGGCUUUGGAAUUAAAAUCCUCCUUUGAGGAAACUGGCAAGACGAAGGAAGUGAUUGACACGAAGUACGGCUUCUUGGAUGGCAGGGGAUCUCAAAUCAAGUACACAAAAUCGGACAUUCGCCUAAUUGAUGUUCAAGAAAACAUCUGCAACAGGGUAUUGGCGUACAACCUGCACAAAGAGAGGACAGGAAGCAACCGGUUUGCCAAGGGCAUGUCUGAGACAUUUGAAACUCUUCAUAACCUGGUGCAUAAAGGAGUGAAAGUAGUGAUGGAUAUUCCUUAUGAGCUUUGGAAUGAAACCUCUGCAGAAGUGGUUGACCUAAAGAAACAGUGUGAUAAAAUGGUGGAAGAAUAUGAAGAUGUUAUUGAAGACUGGUACAAAAACCACCAGGAAGAAGACCUUUCUUACUUCCUCUGUGCAAAUCAUGUUUUGAAAGGAAAAGACUCCAGCUGCUUGGCAGAGAAAUGGAAUGGCAAGAAAGGGGACACAGCAUCUUCAGGGCAGAAGAAAACUAAGAAAAAAGAUGGCAAAACCAAGAAGAAUACAAAAACAAAAAAGAGGAACAAGGCCGCAGUCGAGCAAGAAAUGGAGAAUGUGGAGCCUGGACCCAAGGAGGCCCUUGAUCAAGCAGAGGCAGAAGGGAACAUUCAGAAAGUGGCUCCACUUUCGCACAAAGCUGAUGAACUUUAGGCUCUUCCCCCACUCCCCUUUCUCUUGAGUGUGGGGCUGCAAGCUUGUACUCAGGCCGCCAAGAAUUGCUUUGGUCUGCUGCAGUUGCAGGAUAGAGACUCUUACUUACUCAAUGGGAAGAUAUUCUAAUUGGGGUCAUUUCCUGAGGAGCAGUGAUCGUGACCACUUGGACUGCAGCUAUCCAGUGUUAUUGUGUGCAGUUAUACCUUCCACAUCACAGGUGCAGGUCGGGUAGAACUCAGCUAGCUCCUGGUGUACGCAGGGGGAAUGGAGCUAGGCAGAAAGCUCUUUCUAGAGAGAGUGAGGUGCCGGCUACUCGGACGAGGCUUACCCCUUGGAAGCUGAGUCAGAUAGCUGUGUUGAUCCCCCCCUCCCCAACUUGCCAAAUAUAACUGUGAGGUGGGAGUUAUAGCAAGGUACAAGCUUUUUUUGUGUGUGACAGUAUUCACGGGUACUGAAUACCAGCACCUUUUUUGGUGGGGUGGGGGGUGGGGGUGUCUCCCAAUCCCUCAGGGGUGAAUUGGCAGAAAUCAGCACAUCCUUAUAGAUGAGUACUGGUGCUCUUUCUUUUCUUUUCUUACAAAAAUGCACUAGGCAUAUGAGGAGAAUAUCUGUUCCUCCAGUAGCUCAUUUUUCCAGCUGUUGUACAAGAUUUGGCUGUGGCCAAGAUAACUUGCCAGCUAUAAUUUGGUACAUUCCCCAAAUCAGUUCCUUGAAAAGGGGGCUCCAGUUCUACCCUUUUAUAUUAUGCAGAUCAUGGAAUUUGCCUGGAGGAAAGUGAGGGAGGGUAAAGGCUCUACUGGGAUAACAAAGGGUAUCAUGCUUUUGUUGCCAUUCCAUUGUUUGGUGAGUCCUCUUCACACCUUACUAAAGGUUCAAUUCUCUAUAGCAGCUCCAGCCUGGAGACAUUUUGCACAUGUCUGUGAUACUUCAUCUUCUCCUACCCACCUGUUGCUGCAGUAAACAGCCUUCCCAAUAUUCUGGUGCAAAGAGUGUAAAUAAAAUGUUUUGCAUAGCUUUUGCUCCAUUUAACCCCUACACUGGCUUGCCAUCUCUG
Molecule: messenger RNA, 1935 nt
Organism: Gekko japonicus
Lineage: Eukaryota; Metazoa; Chordata; Lepidosauria; Squamata; Gekkonidae
Gene: CNPY3
Product: canopy FGF signaling regulator 3
Exons: 6
Coding region: 54-878 (274 amino acids)
Cellular component (GO): endomembrane system
Molecular function (GO): signaling receptor binding
Source: RefSeq, a predicted model, not a curated record